AGAGAGAGAGAGAGAGAGAGAGAGAGAGAGAGAGAGAGAGAGAGAGAGAGAUCGAUCAGAUGUGGAUGGGAGGGGGAGAGAAAGCACAGUCCUGAGGAGAGACGGAGUGAGAGAACACAAGUGAUUAAGAAGGUGAACAGUCCGAUGUUAUGCCAAGCUGCAGAUGCACAGUAAAAAGAAGGGAAGAAAUGCAACAGAAGGGCGCAUCUGUCCAGCCCUAGUUACAUGCAACUAACAUUGUAAGAGUGAUCAGUCCACCAUGUUGCCAUGGAGGAUGGCCAUUGUUGGUCUUUUCUACUGCUGCAUCAAAACAGGUGUCACACGAUGUCGGACUAAAGUCCUAUUCCCAGCAGCAAACAGAAUAAAAAGAGGGGUGGCAAAUGUGGUGAACCCCACCUUCCACAACUCUUUUGAUGAUGUCCAUCUAUUAUUUGAGAUCCUGCUGGCUGGCAUACACUUUGAGGCCAGUGGAGAGUUUUCAGUGCAAGAUGCUGAGCUGGCUUCCCUCCGCAAAACAAGAAACCUGGAAGUCAUCUGUGAGAAGAUCAUUCCCAGGAAGCUACCAGAUAUAUUUAGGCUCAUCUCCGACCUUUCAAAUUAUAUUGGUCACCUGCAUCAGGACGAUUUUGAGCGCACCCUACUGACCUUGGUAUACACAGCCCAGCAGAUGUUCAAUUCCACUAAUGAACAUCAACGAGAUGUGUGGGCAGAGUCUUUUGUUAGUUUGUACAAAGCCAUCAAGCAGGAUCUGACAGGGACAAUGUGAACAGAUACUGGUGUUGCUACACAAUGGCUCCAUAUUGGAGUUUAAUAUGUACAUAAGAAAAACUUUUUUUGAAAAAUAUCCAUAGAGAUCAGUGAGUAGUCCUGAUUUGUGCAUUGAGGAAAUGUUGCAUCUUGUAUGCUAGUAGGCUAUAAGGAGCCUGAAAGAAGUCCUGUCAGAAACUGUUGCCUCAAAUAGGUAAAGUGCACAGCACAGUGCAACAGUCACAGCAACGGUAAUUUGAACCAAAGGUGCUGUAUAUACAUGAAACUAUACAUUGGAUUAAUAUGCUGAAUGCGGCAACAAACACUGCUUACACUCAUGUCUUUUCAUGUGAUCACAUUCUAAGACUAAUUAGAUAGAAGACCAAUAAAACAUCAAGCUUUAAACCAAAGAAAUCAUUGUUUAUACUCCAUGUUAUGCUCUUUGAAUACAGAUUGAAUUACUUUACAGAGAAAACAUACUUCAAGAUUAUAUAUAUA
Messenger RNA from Siniperca chuatsi (mandarin fish), 1245 nucleotides. Its product is annotated as protein FAM180A-like. The transcript is spliced from 3 exons. Lineage: Eukaryota; Metazoa; Chordata; Actinopteri; Centrarchiformes; Sinipercidae. The record is from RefSeq and is a predicted model, not a curated record. The coding region runs from base 260 to 766 and encodes 168 amino acids.